CUUCCUCUGGCAGUGCCGGCUCCAGAGCCCCGGCAUCCUCCGGCAGCGCCGAUGCUGAGCACGGAAAGUUUCGCAGGGGCGAGAGCCCUGGGAGAGGAAUCGCUGCAGAUGUGGGACCUCAACAAGCGGCUGGAGGCGUACCUGGCCCGCGUGAAGUUCCUGGAGGAGGAGAACGAGGUGCUGCGAGCUGAAAUCCAGAACACCAAGAGCAGCCCGGCCGGGGACUCGUGGCGGGUGAAGUACGAGGAGGAGCUGCGAGCCCUGCGGGAUGCGCUGGAUCACGCCUUCAGGGAGAAGUGCACGGCCGAGCUGGCCAGGGACAAUCUCUACGAGGAGGUCCAGCAGGUGAAAAGCAGGUGCCAGAAGGAGCAGGCAGCCCGAGAAGAAGCGAAGAAGCAGCUGUCCUUGAGCAGGAAGGAGCUGGAGGAGGAGAGGAGAGCACAGAUCUGGCUGAAGGAGAGAGCUGUGCAGCUGGAGAAGGAGGUGGAAACCUUGCUGGAGGUGCACGAGGAGGAGAAAGCGGGGCUGGACCAGGAGAUCGCGAGUUUCUCCCACAGCCUGGAGAGCUUCCGCUGUGCACCGGUGGCUUUCCAGCCGGUGGAGGUGGAGGACUACUCCAAAAGGCUCUCGGAGAUCUGGAAAGGGGCGGUGGAGACCUACAAGACCGAGGUAUCUCAGCUGGAAGGUUCCCUCUGCCAGGCCAAGGAGAACCUGUGGAAGGCGGUGGAGGACAACCAGCAGAGCCAGCUGCAGCUGCAGCACCUGGAGAAGGACCUGGCGGGGCUCAAAGCACGGAAGGAGAUGCUGGAGGAGAGCCUGGCUCAGCAAUGGCAAGAGCAGCGCGGGGAGGCAGAAAAGUUCCAGCUGGCGAUGGAGGCCCUGGAGCAGGAGCAGCAGAGCCUGCGGGUGCAGAUCGCCCGCGUGUUGGAGGACAGGCAGCAGCUCAUGCACCUCAAGAUGUCCCUCAGCCUGGAAGUGGCGACCUACAGGACGCUGCUGGAAGCAGAGAGCACCCGCCUGCAGAUGCCAGCUGGGGAAUUCAGGUUGGCCAAUGGUGUGAGAGAUCUCAGACUGGAGGUGAGCAGCAGCAGCAGCAGCAAACUGGUACCAGCGAGCCCUGAGACCAGGAGGCUGCUGCCCCGAGACCACUGCACCAGCCCCUCCAUCUUCCCGAGGGCAGAGGGGAGGGGGCAGCUAGCAAAACCCCAAAGUGACACCCUGACACCCAAAAGCCAGAGCCCCAGUGCCAGGGAGCUCCAGAAAAUCAGCUCAGUCCUCCAUGCCACGCCCCUGGGAGCCGUGCCCACCCUCAGGCUGCAGUACCCGGCCCAGCUGGUCAGCGAGGUGCUGGAGGAUGCACUCAAGGCCAUGGAAGAUGAUGUUCAGCCCAAAGAAGAGCCCACAUGGGCCCCCCGGGAUGCCUGUGUCCCCAGCCCCAUUUUCCCCACAGAGGCUUGUGCAGAGGCUGUGUCAGAGGGGCCUGGGGAAGAGCAGGACCCCUCCGAGGGCUCUGAGGAUGGUGACAGCCCUGAGGCAGAGGAGAGGGUUGGGGAGGUCAUGCUCCAGGGACUGGGUGUGGAGAGCAGCAUCCUGCAGGACAGAGCCGUGUCCCCACCAGGCACAGCCACUUCCCUGAGUGCCUCAGGGAGCCAGGAAGAUUUGGGAGCGUGGGAGGAGGAGAGGGCACCUGCUGUGCUGAGCCCGAGGGAUCCAGAAGUGGAGGCACGAGAAGAGGACAAGGGUCUCCCUGGACAGACAGUGACCAGCUGGGAAAAGCCAGAGCAAGAGGAGGACAGGGCACAGACCCCAAGCACAGAGCCAUCACACCCCUCAGAGGAUGAGGAGGAGGAGGAGAGGGGACCCCGCAGCCCCUGCAAGGAGAAUGGAGAUUUCCAGGAAGAAGGAACAGAUGUGCAAGAAGAGGAGUGUCCACACAGAGAAGUGGAAGCUGCUCAUGCUGUCCUUGCAGAAAGCCACCUGGUUUUGCUCACAGAAGGUCACCUGGGAGAGAACUUUGUUGAUGCAGAGCAGGAAAGGUCUGAGCAGCAGAAAAUGCCCGUGUGUGAGAUGGAUCUGGCUGCAGAGGAGGAAAGGGGACAGGAGCUGUGCCCAGAGCAGAAGCCCUCGAGUGUCCAUGAGGCCACCCCAGCAGAGGAGGCUUCCUUAGGAGCUGAAGAAGAUGCUGUGGGAGGGGAGGACACAGGCAGAGUGAAAGACGGUGAGGGAGAAAAGGGAGAGGCCAGCAGGGAGGUGCUGGGAGGAUACGAUCAUGAGGCAGGACAGGACCCUGAGGCAGGAGAGGACUCUGAGUCAGAAGAAGACCAUGGGGCAGGAGAAGGCUCUGAGGCAGGAGAGGAUCCCGGGGCAGCAGAGGCUGUGGGAGGUGACACCCUGGAGUGGGAGAGCAGAGCCCCAGAGGAGCCUGAGGACGUGCAGGAAAGCGGCUCUGUGCAAGAGGGGGAGGAACGGGAGGAGCAGGAACCAGGAGAGGAACCCUGGGACGGGGGGGAUGAUGGCCAUGGCCAAGAGCCCUGCCCAGAGGACUGGGAGGUGACAGCAGAGGACACUGAGGGAGUUUUGGGGCCAGAAGAGCCAGCCUGGGCAGAUGACACCCCGAGCAGCGCAGGAAGGCUGAAAAGUGAGGAGAGAGAGGGCACAUUGCCAGCAGAGCUGGAGGGAGCCCAGGAAGAUGAUGAAGAUGCCAAGAGCCAGGAGAUGAGCCAGCAGCAGCCACUGCCAGAGGCUGAGCCAGCACCGGAGCUGGCAAGGCAGGAGCAGCAGGAGCAGCAGGGCACCGUGGCAGAGCCUGACCCAGCCCCUCCAGGUGCCCCUGAGCAAGGGGACAGACAGGACCUGGCUGAGGCUCCAGAGGAGCCGUGGGAGGGGCAGGAUGAUGAUGAUGAUGGUGAUGAUGGGCUCAGCUCGGAGCUGGGGAAGCUGGGGAGCUCAGAGCUUGUAGCACUGAAGCAGGUGCCAGGUGACAGCGUGGAGAGUGGCGAGUGGGCAUUGGAGGAGGUCCCAGGAGACCCAGAGCCCACACUGGGCACCGGCAGGAGGGUGGAGCUGGAGGACACGCUGCCGGACAGCACGCCCUUGCACCUCUAUGAAGGGGAGAUGCUGGCUGUGGGUGCACCCAGCCCAAACCCUCCAGAGACCGAGGAGACAACACAGACAGCGCCUGUGCCUGACACAGCUCAGGAGGGUGAAGGGUGGCUGGAAGACAGGGACAAGCCACCAACUCCCACCAUGCCAGAGAGCCCUGAAGAGGAGGCAGGGGCAGGGGUGGCUGCUGUGGCAGAGGGGGCUGAGGAGGAGGAAGGUUAUUUCAUGGUCUCUGCUCCCAACCAAGAGGUGUCCAGCUUGGAGGAAGCCGAGAUCUCUGAGGACUUUGAAGAAAUUAAAGUAGAAGCAACUGAAGGCAGCCAAGAUGAUCUGGAUGCUCCUGGAGAAGCAUCUCCAGUGCCAGAGAGCAAAGCGCACCUCGAGGGGCUUGUUGGGGGAGCAGAUGAAAAUGUGGAGGUGCCCACUGAAGAACCCGAGAUGCCAAAGGAUGAGGACAGCACUGCUGAGCUGGAGGAAGGCCCAGCUGUGCCUGAAGCAGAUCCCAGCUGUCUCGGGGCCAUGGGACCUUUAGCAGGAGGUACUGAUGAGCCAGCCCAGGGUGCCACUGGAGCAUGGGAGGGACCAGAGCAUUCGGAAGGUUUGGCUGCUGAAUCAGAUGAGGAGCUCCACAACACAACAGAGCUGGAGAGGGAUGUCAGUGGAGCAACAACCCUCCCAGGCUGCAGCCUGGGGCUGGCAGGGCAGGAGGAGGAGGGGGCAGAUGAGGAUGAGCCCAGCAUGGCUCUCCAUGACAUGGCCGAGGCUACCCCUCCAGCAGGGCUCCAGGCCCAGGCAGUGCCCGAUGAAGCAGAGCAGCCUUUGGAAGAGCAGCCAUCCACAGAGGAGGAAACACCCGACAGUGACAGCCCUCCUUCACCCAGGAAUGAGCAGCUCCCCGAGGCCAGUCCUCCUCAGCUGGGCUCUGCACUGGAGCAGGAAAGUUUUCCAGAGUCGAUUCCAGAUAUCCCUGGCACAGCUGCUCUCUCUGCAGAGGUGCCAGUGGAUAUCAUGAAAGACUCGGAUAUUUUGGAAAUAGUUGAGCAGGCUCUGGAAUUCAACCAGGAGCUGAUGGGGGGGAGGGUGGCAGAGGAUGGGCAGCAGGGUCCUGGAAGGAUUGAGCUCUCCCAGGAUGCAGGGGAAGACUCCUCACCUGCCUCAUCCAGUGAGGAGGAGCCGACGGUGCAGGAGGCACCAGAUGCAGUCCCAGAGAUGGAGGGUGUGGUCCGGGCUGAGAACGGGCUGCACCGGGAGGCCAGCCUGGAAGACCUGGCUGAAUUCACUGACGAGGGGCUGAACGGCAUCACCAGCACAGCACCAGAACAGGAGCUCCCCACAGACACCGCAGAGCCCUCCAUGGUGAUGACACCGCAGGUCCCCACCCCUGGAGAUGGCACUGCCACCAAGCUGGGGGAUGCCACCCUGAGGGGGAAGCAUGGUGGAGCCGACCCCAGCCCUGUGCCCCCUGCCCUGGGGGAGGAUGUCCUGUGCCUCACACCCGACCAGCCAGCAGUGUGUCAGCUGAGAGCUGAGCAGGAGCCCUGGUCCUCAGGGGAUGAGUGA
Messenger RNA from Sturnus vulgaris (Common starling), 4662 nucleotides. Lineage: Eukaryota; Metazoa; Chordata; Aves; Passeriformes; Sturnidae. The record is from RefSeq and is a predicted model, not a curated record.